AGGGUUACCAGAGGUGUGUGUGCGCGCGCGCGUGUGUAGAAACUUUCUCUGGAAUCAGCCCAAACAAUUUUUAAGUCCACCCCCCACCCCCAGACGACUUGACUCCGCGUGCGUCAGACGCGUCAUUACGCACGGCUCCUCCGGUGUGCUGCAGGCCAGGUGUACCGGGCCCCGCCCACAGGGGAACCUGCAGCUGGGCUCGCCGGUUCCGUGGGUCAGAUCGCAGCGGAGCUCCGAGAGGCGCGAACAGUCUCCUGAUUUCCACAGAAGCAAAGAAGAACUUCCUGUUUCGGUGGGAAAACUACGGCAGCUGAUAGAGGACAAAGUUAGCCUCCUACGGUUCCCGUCUGCUGACAGCCAGCAGGCGUCGGUUUUUGAGGGAUCGGACGGAGACGGCGGCCUGCUGAGGUUUGCGCUGCUCAGUCAGGAGUUGACCUUUCACCUCCAGCAGCUGCAGAGACGGACCGAGCAGGAGCUCGGCAACAUCCAAUCACAACUCUCUCAGAUCAAAGGUCGUCGGCAGCAGCUGACCUCUGACCUGUUGGAUCUUCAGCAGAAGAAGACACAGACAGAAGAAGAGCUGAGGAGGAGCUCCUGUCCUCAGGCGUCUGCACUCUGCGCUUGUCGGGAGCUUCAGUCGUUCAUCGGCGAGCAUUUGGUCCAGUCUGAGAAGUUGGUGUUCCAGGAGCAGGCUCUGAGCACGCUUCGUGACCUACUGACCCAGGACCUGCACACCUACCAGGAAGAGACUCGGAAACUCACCUGCUUCACCCAGAAAAUACUCAGAAGGUCAGACAGAGAGGAGACCUCCAGAGUGACAGAAGGUGACACAAGCAUGCUGGGAAAGAACGAGACGGAGCUCGGAGACAAUGUGGCGAAUUCCAGUCAGCAGGCCCGCAGAGGCGACCGCACAAAACCACCUGUAGGCCCGUUCCCCAGCUCAAACCUCCACCGAGCUGGCAGCGUCAAAGACCUGAUCAGCAAAUUCUCCGGUCCCGAUCAGGUCUUGUGCUCCCGUUCCCCACGGAGCCACGUGUCUGAACCCAGACGAGUCACAAAGUCCGUGUCCACGGAGUCUCUAAACUCGGCAAAGUCUACGUCGGGUCAGAGCGUUAUAGGACACGCCGGGGGGCCGGUUCCCAGUAUCGCUGUGACUCCAUUCGGGGAAACCACACAGAACGGGGUUGAACCUGCUCAGAAAGGCGCCAGAGGCAGAGACACAGCAGCCAGCAUCGAUUGUCCGGUGGGAGGAGGCGGGACCCAGAAGGCUGAUUCCAGACCGCCAGCUUCAGACUCUGGUAGAGACGACUCUGGCAUGGGAUCGGAGGCGGAGUUUGACUCGAACAAGCAGGCCGACAGCCCGUCAGAGGAGCCCCUCACCUCCAGAUCCACGCCCGUCAGAGAGAACCAGAAGUACCAGCUGCUGAUGAACCAGGAGCUGAAGAGCAACGGGCUGAGCAGCCGGGAGGCUGAGGAGGGCAGCCCCAGACUGUCCAGAUGGGAAGCCUCGGUGCUGGGGGCCAGCCGCUACCGCGGGUCCCUGGAGUCCCUGGCCUCACGGGACUGGGAGACCGGUUCUGACAGGGCGGGCCUCAUUGACAGCCCCCCCAGGGUGUUUAACAGCCCCUACACCACGACCACAUCUAUGGAUUAUAAUCCCACCUACAGGAUGUCUGAGUAUAAGGCUCCUGGCGGACUCUCUCCCUCCACCUCAGAACUGAACCUGUACAGCUUCAACAGUCGCAGUACCAGUCCAGUGGGGGUCUCCUCCACUCUGGUGCCUUCCCGCACCCGCUUCUCCACCUACGACAGCCUGAUGAGGAGGAGGAACGACGUCAACAACACCGUGGUGGCGCCGGCCCACUACAGCAUGAGGUCCACCACUCUGGGAGCGCCAAACAAAAAGAAUUAUAUAGAAGAACUGACCAAGCAGCUGGACACCUGUCAGAAGCGUAACCAGUUCCUGGAGGCAGAGAGCGUCGAGAUGGAGAAGGAGAGGAACCAGAUCAGGUUCGAGAUGCGGGCCCUGUUGGUGAACAACGAGGACCUCCUGAGGACCAACGCUCAGCUGAACAACGAGCUGAAGAGGAUGAGAGAGCAGAUGGUAGAGAUGGAGAAGGACAAUCAGUCACUGAGAGACAGUUUCAGAGACAUGGAGGUGGAGGUGAAGGAAGCCAGAGAGAUAAUGGUGGAGGCCAACACUCAGGAGUACGCCUUCAACUUCCUGGAGCAGUCUCUGAAAACCCGGAUUCAGGACGCUGAGGAAAACCUGGAGAAGCAGACGCAGCACGCUCAGACUCUGGCUGAGAAGUUGUGGCUGGCUGAGAGACAGCUGGAGGAGCUGGAGGUGGACAGAGGAAGCCGAGACAAGAAGACAUCUGAACUCAACACCAUCAUCAUCAGGAUGGAGGAGGAGCUGAGUGAAGCCCUGCAGAAGUCCACACAAGCUCAAGCAGAGUCUAACCUGCAGCAGAAGCUACGAGAGGACGCCCAGAUGAGGGUGGAUGAGCUGGAGGAGGCGCUCCUGGAAAAGGACCAGGAGAUCCAGAGGCUGCAGAUCCUUGUUGGCAAACUGCAAGGAGAGGUUUCUGGGAAGCUGAUCGAUAAGGAGCGGACUCUGGAGGAGGAGAUCCAGCUCAGGGAGCGGCUGCAGCUCCAGUGCAGGCAGGCAGAGAGGACGGUGGACGAUCUCACCAUGGAGCUGCAGAGCACCAACCAGACCAAGGAUGACCUCGCCAAACAGGUCAAAGUGGCUCAGGAGAAGCUGAUCGACCUGGAGAGCGAGCUGGAGGAGCUGCAGGACAGCGAGCACAGAUGGGCCGCCAAACACAAGAGAGCCAUCGAGCAGACCGAACAGUUGCAGCUGAAGCUGAUUCAGGAGAAAGAUCUGAACGAUCAGCUGGAAACGGAGCGCGUGGUCAUGGAGAGACAGCUGCGAGAACUUCGUCUGGAGGUGGAGGAGCUUCGGAGCUCCAGAGUCCAGGAGGACGUCGUCUCCAGAGCGGAGAGUCGAGUCAAGGAGCUGGAGAGCACUCUGAGGACCGAGGAGAGGAACAAAUCUAGUCUGACAAACACCAUCGGUAAACUGGAGAGGAGGAUCAACGAGAUGAACGAUCAGAUGGAGGAGGAGCACCGGAUCGCCACGGAGCAGAAGGAGCUGAUGACCCAGAGGAUUCGCUCACUGAAGCGGCAGCUGAAUGAGGCUGAAGAGGAGGCGAGCAGAAAGGAGGCGCAGUUCCGCCACACCCAGAGGGAGCUGACAGAGGAGAGGGAGACCACCAGCCGGCUGCAGAGGCAGCUGCUGGACCAGCACCUUCAGAGCAAGCGUAAGGAGAACCUGACGAUCCGUCAGACCCUGGACAACCUCCGGUUGGACCUGAGUGUGGAUGAUGAAGACGAAGAUCAGCUACACACAGCAAACAAACAGGAAGAAACAAACAGCAUCACCAAGGUUUAAAAUGCGUACAAGUCAGUAGCAGUGGUUUUCAUCUCCUACGCAGCGGGAAGCUUUUCAGUUUGGGGUCUGAGAAAUGAUUCUUAACACUUUUGAAAUUUUUCAAGAAAGAUGUUUAGGUGCUAGGUCGUAGUACAAACAGCCUUCAGGUUCCUCCGUCUGUGUGGCCCAACCAAGACUUCAGUGUUGUGUUCCCUCUUAGCUGGACUGUUUAUUUACUCCCUCUAGUGGAGGACAGGGAGAACUGCAACCGCUCCACAAAGAAACUUCGUUUCCUUUUGUUUUUAUCAGAAUUGAUCUGAUUUUCGCCUGCAGAUGCAAUGAUGACGUCUUUAAAUAACUUUUCCUGCAGUUUAUCCUGAUUUAUUAGUUUAUUUGUCUGCACUGUUUCCCGUCAGACUGCAGGUUGAGAUAAAUGUGGGUUAUUAAGCGUUCUGAUUCACAAACAUCACCUUGAGAUUAUUUAUUCUUCAGUUUGUUUUUGUGAUUAAAAUUUUAUUUUUGAUUCCUUCUGGGAUGCAUUUGAAAGUUUAGAUUUAGUUUCUAGGAUUAAAAGUUAAAUAACUUUAAUGUAUUUAAGGUGGUUUGCUGCUGUUAGGAGGUGAACAUGAUGCACCUUCUGUGUAAAUGAGAUUUUUGUUGCAGCAAAACAAAAAAGAAAAGUUUAAAAAGAGGAAAUGUGGUCACUAAUUAGCGUCAAACCUAGACACGUCCAGGUUUUCUCAGCUGCUUCUCUCUUGUGGUUUUGAGGAUUAGAAAAAGGUCAUUUAAACUGAGAAAUAGCAGUAGGACAUGUUUUAAUUUAUUGUAACUAUCAUUGAUUUAUUGUCUAAUCUGAAUGAAAGCUGUUUGUAUUUUAACGGAAACAAAUCAGUUCCUGCUCCAGAGUUUCACUCCAUGUUCAGAAGUUUCUGCAUGUUGGAAACUUAAAGCUGCAUCUGUUAGAUUCCCCAAAUGUUUACAUUUUCUACCUUUGUUUUUGGAAGCAAGGAUGCUGUACCUCAAUGCCUAUACUGUAAGAUCUACUUUAUGGUUCAUGGGUUUCUUUCUGCUCCUGCUAUGAAAAUGUAAAACUAGUUAACUGAUUUGUUUUGUAACCACGCUACAGCUUCACUGUCUUGGGGUAUUUAUAUUUCAUAUUCACACUGUUGGACUUUAAGUAAAAACUACAAAUAAACUGUUAAUCCUAAA
Molecule: messenger RNA, 4645 nt
Organism: Nothobranchius furzeri (turquoise killifish)
Lineage: Eukaryota; Metazoa; Chordata; Actinopteri; Cyprinodontiformes; Nothobranchiidae
Product: myosin-11
Cellular component (GO): bicellular tight junction; myosin complex
Source: RefSeq, a predicted model, not a curated record